AAAAUCAUGAACACCUGUCUCCUGAAUGAUAUGAGAUGUUUCACUAAAGGCGAUUUGCAACCGAGCGGAAUUUUCCUUAUGGGGGAGACAAUUUUUCCAUAUCUAGACAAUUCCUGCACGAUAACCUCAUCUCUCACAAAAGGGGGGACAUUUGAAAAUAUUAUUUUCUUUGAAGGAGUACUUAAGGGGAACACCGGCGUGAGUGAGCCCUUGAUUACAACGCCAUUUUGCAGAUUUCAUUUGCCUUGUCAAUGGUACUAAGAAAAAGCACAAUCACACUAUUCAUACGCGAUGCUGACACGAUAUUUCCGUGACGCACCACGUCUCCUGCAGCCAAACACACAUCCUCCACACUAGCGUUCGAGUCUAUUUUAACUCCAUGACGCCGAGUUAAAUUCUCGAAACGCAAAGUGUUUGGUGUCGUCAUGCUUCCAAGCAGAAGGCUGGAAGCAGACCUCCCAAAAGUAAACUAAAUAAACGCUAUUAACUUCAAUAUAAAAAAUAUACAACCAAAGCACAGAGGAAAAAGUUAGAAAAGGCACUCUUACCAGCCACAGGCGGCUAAACCACUCACACUCACCACGCUCAGCACACUCACUCCCAGCAUGCACUCGAGAGAGAGAAAGAGCGAGCGAGAGAGAGAAAGAGCGAGCGAGAGAGAGAGAGAGGGAGAGCGAGCACGCACGCACAGAGAGAGAGAGAGAGCGAACGAGCGAGAAGCCCGGAGCAAUGUAUGACGACAUCUUCAAACGAAAUUACCGUAAACAACGCAGUAGGCGCGCAUCAGAAUCUAAAUCGGGUAAAAUUUGUCAGCGGCAACACUCUCGGUCUAAUAGGGUUAUCAAUAAAACUGAAUCAAUAAAAAUAGAAAGUUUUGAGAUUUUCUGAGAUCAUUCGAAUGCUUCUAGUAAUGUGUCGUGUUGGUCUUAAAUUUUACUCAUAAUGGUCUUAAGAGGUCUUAAAAGGUCUUAAAUUUAACUUGCUGAAACCUGCAAGAACCCUGUCUUUCAGAAACAACCCUGACGAAAGAAAUGCAAAACUUUUAAAUACCUCUUACAUAAUUGGAUAAAGCAAUACUUUACUGUUUCGGACAAAAACAUGACCAAAUGUCACACUGACAUAACAUGUAAGGAAAAGACUUUGACAAUUUUGAUUCUUAGUGUUUGCAGCUAGAGAAAGGUGUGCUUUUUGAAAGGUUAAAGGGGAGUUUAGCUUGUGAUGACUUGAGUUAAUUACAUUGAGAGCAUGUGUUCGCUUUAUGAACUUAUAAUGCAAUGAAUGAUUUAUUUGGUCACUUUUGUGUAUGUUUUUACAGAAUGAUAUUGAAGUAUGUGUGGAAACAUGUAGAUUGUGUUUACCUUUAUGGAAAAUGUGUUUGUGUGUUUUGGAAUGACAAAAUGGUACCAGCUUAAGCAGUUAAGAAAAACUGUAAACCACAACAGGCUUAUAAUGGUAUAUAAGCCUGUAUAAUGGUUACAUUUUUAAAAUCCUUCUGGAUUUGUUGUCCAGCCUUAACCAUACAGUACAUACAAGUACAGUCCUUUAAUAUAAUGCUGAUACAGGAUAAAUGCAAGCUUUCCUCAUUGCUAUUGCUCAAAUGUUUUUUUUAGGAAUCUAAGACGUAGGGUUGCCAUGUCAAUCUUUCAAACCCUGUUGCAUUGUGGCAUCAUGUUUUAUAUGUGCAUGCAUGACUCACGUGAGAAAUUGAGUACAGUCUGUCCUUCUGCUGUCCUUCUGAAUGUUAUUUUUCUUUAUUCUACAUUCUUAAGCGUUUUCCUUUUUCUCUCCCCUCUGUUUCUCUGUCUUCAUUUUCAAAGUGGAGCUCCCGUCCAACAUGUCCAGAAGAAGCCUAGGUCCACUUCCAGCAAGAACACAUUCACCUUCUGCCUUAUCUUCACCCCCAUUAUCUCAGCGCUCUGAAAGAUCUAAGCGUCCAGCUCAUGCCUCAUCAGGUGCCAAACAUCCCGUCCAAUUGUCUCCCUGUCUUCAUAACAGAACGUCCAGCAUUGCACCCACACCUUCCCUUGGCACAGAGGGGUCAGGUAACUUAGGAGAUGGGGCUCAGGGCAUCCACCUGCUGUUACGGCCACCUGAUCUACUGACACCUAGCCAGAUGCCUCCUUUCCGUGAUGAAAGGCCACCAACUCCGACCCCUCCGACCCUUGUGGCACAUGAAGACCUGUAUCCCGUCCACUCUGCCGAGGUAGACUGGGGUUCUGGAGAUUAUUUGGAAACUCUUACAUUCAUGGGUUCUGAAGGGGAGGAGUUUUCACUCGUCACCACCUUUCCCACGCAUGGAUACGAUCCGUAUGAUGCUGAUGAUGACAUCACGGUCAGCUAUAACACGGCUUUCCCUUCUCGUCAGAUUCUUGCUCUUUCUUCUAUAGACCUCCAACCCAGUGCGACUGUUAAGUAUGUCACUGACUUAAGGACAGCCCAUUCUACUGAUCCCCGCCUCCCAUUAGCUCCUGACUCCUCCCAUACAGGCUAUUCGGAUGAUGACUUGGAUUUUGAUUGGGCAGAGCUUUAUCCUAUUGAGCCAACUGAGAUGCUGCUUCCUGACAUGAACAGUUUGGAAUAUUACAACACAUUGCAAGCCAAAGAAAAUGCUAGUAUUGCGAGGAAUAAGACCCAUUAUGCCCACCCUCACAUCACACCAACGCACACUGUGGUACCCACCCACAUUCCCACUGCCAUUUUGGGAGAAGGUGUGGUUAAAGGGACGGAUCAUAUCGAUCAUGACGCUCCGCAACCUAGUCCAUCUCCAACCCCAAAACCCACUAAGACUCCUAUCACAUCAACCACCAAUACUCAUCCACCCUCUGAAGUCCCAUUCACUCCAGAGAAAGGUGUUUCUUCAAUACCAACAUUUCAUUUCGGCAGAACUCGACCCUCAGUGACGACCGCCCAUCCUCCACAAGAGUCUCCGGUAACACAAGCAGUCACGCUGAAGCCCCCAGCUGCUGCGAAACCCCAUGCCACCACCAUCAAAACAGCAACCACAACUAAAACCUCAACUAUCAGCAGCCCCACUAAAAGUCCACUGCCUACAACUCCCAGAAUUCCUCUCUCCAUUGCCCCUCGACUGUAUAUCUGCAACAUCACCAAACCAGACAUGUACCUUGUCAGAGUGGGUAUGCCAAGCGGAUCAUCAGUGGCGUUUGCCAAAGCACAUGUGAGGGAGAUUCUCAGACGAGAGUUCAACCGCUCGAUAGAGUUACAGGUCCUUAAAGCCCCACCCAAUUUCAUUUUCCGGACAGUUUCUGGUCCACUGGUAUACACUGCUAUGUCAGUCAUCAAUUCUCUCCGCCAAUCAGCACAGAGCUCUUCCUCUUCAACCAUUUUAUCUGUCACACCCAUAUACGCUGUUCCAGAUUACAAACAUCAGGUCCACACAGUGCUGCAGUUUGUACCGAGUCACGUGGACGUGCGUUUCUGUAGCUUUAGCGAGCGCGUGGAGAAAGGGCUGCUCAUGGCGUACGCCGAAGUACGCAAACGUUCGCAGGAAAAUGGGAAUUUCACUGUACAUAUUGUGAAUAUUACCAGUAGCCUUCCUAAGGGUCAACGGCAGCAAAAGGCACCAGUGGACAUCACCUUUGCUGUGCGUGCUUCCCAGGGUUUCCUGACGGGAUCGGAUGUGAGUUCCCACAUGAGGCAACUCAGUGCGGUUGAGUUUAGCUUCUACCUCGGUUUUCCCACCCUGCAGAUUGCGGAGCCUUUUCAUUACCCUGAGCUAAACGUGUCCCACCUGUUACGUGCAUCCUGGGUGAAAACAGUGUUAUUGGGUGUAUUCGACCAACGUGUGAAUGAAAGGACUUUCCAGGCCAGGAUGGAAAGGCGAUUAGCCCUGCUGGUUGGGGAAGGACUUGGAAUAGGAGUUGGUAAUCGACGCUGGAGAAGAGCUGCCAGUAUUGGCAACAACAGUGUACAGAUUGUGCAGGCAUCUCGUCUGGAUGGGCUGGACUUUCCACUGGAGCUGGUGUAUUUUGUAGAGGCAGGGCCAGGAGAGCGACUGCCGGCACAGACCACUGCCGCCCUGCUCAACAGACUCAACCUGCAGAGAGCUGCUAUUGUACUGGGUUACCGGGUACAUGGUGUACUGGCCACACCGGUAGAGAAGCUGACAUUGCCUCCCUCAGAGACGCAGACCAGUAAUGUGUGGUUGAUCGUGGGUGUCGUGGUUCCAGUUCUGGUGGUCAUCCUCAUCAUCAUUAUCCUCUACUGGAAGCUGUGUCGCUCUGAAAAGCUAGAGUUUCAGCCAGAUGCUAUGAGCACCAUCCAGCAAAGACAGAAGUUGCAGCCCCCUAGUGUAAAAGGCUUUGAUUUUGCUAAGCUCCACCUAGGGCAGCAAAGUAAAGAUGACAUCAUGGUAAUUCAAGAGCCCACCCCCCCACCCCUCCCUGUUAAAGAGGCCACACCCUCGGAGGGUGGAGAAUUGAACACACCCAAAUCAAAGAGUUCAUCCACUAAAGCAUCACGUGCAGCUCGGAGAAGGGGCAGAUUGUCUCCGUCUGAUGGCGAUUCAUUAGGAAGUGAAGCAUCCAGCGGUAGAGAAUCAGCGGAGGAGAGCACAAGACCUGCGGUGACACCAAGUGAAACCAAACCUCAACAUCGCAAGAGCAAGCAUGCUAAAACCAAACUGGGUGCUCAACAUGGAAGCGGUGUGGAUGAGCAACUGUCCUCAUCUUCUAUAUUCGAACAUGUAGAUCGUCUCUCUCGUGGUUCAUCGGAUGGAACACGCAGAGUGUCCAAUAAAAUACAGCUUAUAGCCAUGCAGCCCAUGCCGAGCCCUCCCGCUCACCCGCAUAACCAAGCUCUGAGCCCCAGUCUAACAGAGAAGCUGUCUGAUGGGUCAAAGGUCAAAAGUGAGAUCCAAGUGGCCUUGAGGCACAAAUCUGAGAUAGAACAUCAUCGCAAUAAGAUCCGCCUGCGUGCCAAGAGAAAGGGCCACUACGAAUUUCCUUCUAUGGAGGAUAUCAUGGCUGCGUUCGGCGACAGCUCCGAGCAGCAGCGCAUUUAUCAGCAAGCCCAGGAGCAGAUACACAAGAUACUGCAUCCAGAUGAACAAACACCAUCAUCGUGUGGAGAGCCACGCAAGAGCUCUAGAGGUCGACGAUCUCCCAGACAAAGGCAGAGACAGAAUUUUGGUGGUAGCGGAAGUCUGAGAGACAAAGAUCGCCUCAUUACUGAUGGGGAUGCCACAUACAGGAAGUACCCUGGCGUCAACAAUGUGGCAUAUGUGUCUGAUGCAGACCAGCUCCCAGAUGCAGGUAGCCCCUCCCCGACUGAUGAGGUGUUUUUAGACCCUGGAUCUCCGCCUUCAGGCCCUGCCCCUGCCCCGCCGGCCUACGUCCCCCAUCAGCCAACCAUCGAAGAAGCCCGGCAACAGAUGCACUCCUUAUUGGAUGACGCCUUUGCUCUCGUCUCACCCUCUUCUCAAGGAAGCCCUGCCCCUUUGACAUUCACAGGCGUUACUGCAGUCACUGGUGUUGGAGGGAUCAGUCCUGGUCAACCCUCUAGCCCGUCCUCUCGCCCGGCACACCAGUGGGGCUCCUCCUCUUACCCAGCAGCCCCUGCACAUAGUCCUUUCUCUGCGAGGUAUGCUGAAUUAGGAAUGUCUCCUACUUCAGUCCAGAGUUUACUGCAUAGGCAGGCACAAGGGUACCUGCUGCCAGCAGAGAUGCAGUCUGAUCCUGGUUACUCCAGCAGGGGGCAGUUUGGAGAGGAGCUCACAUCGUCUGAUCGACCUCGACUAGUUGGGGGCAGCACAGGUGCACAGUUGCACCAGCUAACACAGGUGGGUUUGUCAAGUCGGAUUGGAUUAUAUCCUGGUGUUGGCCGUAGUGUUUCUGGACCCUCUGGAUCAAGUUGGACCCAAUAUAGAUCAGAUGAAGAGAUCUCAAGACCAGGAGCCAACCGGGAGGCUAUAUUGACAUUCCCAGAAUAUUCCUUAUCACCUGUAUUCCAGAUGCCAAGGACAUCACUGCAGGAUCCGACCACACCCCAGGCCCAUCUGGAACCCUCGAGCACAGUGUACGUCGCCCCUGAGGCGCAUUCACCACCUCCUCACUCCUCAGCUUCCCUCAUCAAAGCCAUCAGGGAAGAAUUACAGAGACUUUCUCAAAAACAGGUGGCUGUUGCAGGCUACCACAGUUGAGACAGACCAUCCCAAACCCCAGUCCUGAUGACUUCUUACUGCAGCUGCUACCUAAAAAUACUCACAUGGCUGCUUUUACACAAACCCUAACCAAAAUUGUACAAUCCAAGUACGGCUGGUCUGUUACAGUACACAUGAAUAAAUGGCACAGAUAUUCAAUAGGGAUAUUGUGAGGACAUCCACAUUUGAUGUUUUACUGCUUACUUGCAGAAAAUUAACUUCAAUACCCUCUCUUCUGACUUGCAAAUGAAAAACCAUACAUCUCUCAUCCAGACUGUUUAGAAUAGACAUACAGGCUCUCAAAUUGCAUGCUGAGAGCUGUGACUUUUUAAAGAUUUAGUGCUGAGUGUUGCCAAUGUGAAAGUCCCAAUCAGUUCCAAGUCUGUCAAAGUGCUUCCUUCCAGUGGCUCAUCUUUAUGUCUCCGGACCUGGUGCUAAAAAUCAUUUCUUUGUUCUGUUUAAUGCCACAAUUUAGCCUUGCCUAAAAAGGGGCAUCUCCUUUUGAUGCAGUCAUAUUUUAGUCUUUCCCCUGAUGUCCAUUUAUCAAAGAUGGCUAAUCAAUUGAAACAUGACUGUCUGUAAGAUGGUUUUGGGGUCUGGGUAUUGUAUUUUUUGUGGUUUUAAAAGUGUUAGUAUUUGUUAGGACUGUUGUUGCUGAAGUUACUCCACGUUGUCUUGUCUAGCUCUUGAGGGUAAGCUAGAUCAACAAGCAGCCUCUAGAAAAGGAUCCAGAUUGUUGUCAGCAUGAUUCUACACCAUUGCUUUAUCCAUCCCAAUGUCUUGUUUGAAGUAUGGCUAGGGUAAUAGUUUUCAAUGUACAAAUGAAGAGUUUGGUUCCAAAACCAGAUAACUAACUUUUGUCAAGACAUUUAGUUUAUUAUUAUGUUAUCAUGUUUUUAUUAUGCUACUUAGCUGUAUUUGUUUUAGUUAUGAAGGCUUAUUUCAAAACAAACCAACUGCAGUUUUUGAAAAGUUAUCUCGUUUUGGAACCUGGGCUGCGUUCUCCGAAACUACCUUAACGCUACGUCGUUCUAAAGUUGUACCUUAAGCUGUACCUUAUCGCUAAUACGUGUUUUCCGAAACGUUCUUAGUUACGUAUCACUUCUGUAAGUCGUUCGUUCGGAAGGUUGGUCUGGAGCACUCUUAGCUAUACCUUAUCCCACAUGACUCCACUAGGGGCUUCAUAAAAGCUUACAUUGCAGUCUAUAUAACUAAAUAUUUGUAAAAAAAAAAAAAAAACACUCCGUGUUUAAUUAGGCAAAUAUUUUUAUAUUUAAAGAAUAAACCUUUCACAUAAUUAGACAUCAUUACAUUGAUGGUUGUUAGAUUUUUAAUUAUGUUUUCCAAAGGGACAUCAACUGCGAACUAUUAAAUGCUACAGGGUUAAGAAACUAUUUAAAAAAUAUAUUUUGGGUGAUGGAGUUGGUGAAACUGGCAGCUAUACAGCGAAUCCUAUUUCAUUUGUGCAUUUCAUAUCCGUUAAAUCUUAGUCUACCGGCAAGUAUUUUAGCUGCAUAAAUAAAUCGGGUAAAAUAAAAAAUAAGAAACUAAUUAGGAUUGUUCAUGUUAUUUUUUUAAUGUUUUAUAACUUUGAGGCAACUGCAUGCCUAUGGAAUGUUUUUUUUGUCUUUUUUAAAUUAAUUAAUUAAAUUAUAAAAUAAUUAAUUAAAUUUUAAAAUUAAAAUAAAAUUGCAAAAUAUGUCCCAAAUUUGAAAAUUAAAUGCUAAAAUAAAAAUUAAAACAUUAUUUCAUUUUCAUUUUUAACGUGAUGAAGCAUCAUUCCGGCCAAAUUAAAAAAUUAAAUUAAAUUGAUGGUUUGACAUUUCAUUUUCAAUAUAAUCUUGAGUCAAGACUGACAAUAUUAAAAUAAAAAGGCAAGCUUGAAAAGGAAUCUGUAAAUAAUUUUUUUAAAAAGGCUUUUUAUUCAUGCCCAAGCAAUAAAAGGGACAAAAUUAAAAUGUAAAGUUCAGUUUUAAUUUUAUGUUCUGUUUAAAUUAUUUGUUUUCAUUUUCUUUUUCGUUUUCAUUUUCAUUUUCAACUUGUAUGCAAAUUCAAUGUUAAUCAAUGGGUGGCGUUUACUUGCUUAAAAAAAGGGGAUUGGCUGAAGCAGCGUUGCCAACUCAGCGACUGUGUUGCUAAAAUAGCGACUUUAUUGCUACAUCUAGCGACUUUUAGGCCCAUUUAGACAAACUUAGCGAAUGUUUGGAUGAAUCUUAGCUUCACAUCUGUACAGAUAGGCUACUGUGUCGCUUGUACUGGCCCACGAGUGCCGGGUGGCGCUGUCCCGGUGAAAUGUGCGUCUGGUGUCUCUGUGCAUGGAGCUGGGCAGUGUAGGAGCUGACGCGUGGAUGGGAUUCGCGUACAUUGUUUACAUUUCAAAGGAGGAACAAACAAUAAAAAGUGGCUGGUCCGCUGUUAUAUAUGUGCGUAUUUUCACACAUCUGGUCCGGUGAGGCGUCAGUUUAACGAGCUGAUACACCGACCAGUCACUUACUUUUAAAUGAACAUUAUCUGUUUAUUUAGCCUAUGUGUUGUCUGUACAAGUAUCAGAACUUGCGUCCUCUGUGAAAUGCGAGUCUCUCGGAGUCUUUUGUGUACACUGCACUGGACACAACAUACAGUUCUUCUGACCAUAAGGGCUGUGAUGACAUCACAGUAAUACUGCAUCACUGCUGUAAUAAGAUGCCAGCUGCAGUGAUGUCACGGCCGCAACCUUAUAAAGCGCGUCAUGCCCAAGUGCUCUGAUUUCUUGAACUGUACCAACUCACUCCCUGGUUUCCCUGCGCGAAUAACAACAUCUCUGCAAGGAAAUGUCAGAGCCAUGCCCAUGAAAGUUAAUGUGCAAGGAGUCCGAGCCACGCGCAUAUUAAGCUUUCUCAUUCAAGGAGAAGCACUGUGCUGGUGAUGAUGAUAAUGAUACCAUAAUAAUAAUUUAAAACUAUAAAUGGGCAAACAUGACAACUAUCGUUAUGAAGGCAGGAGCGCGUAUACUGACAGCACAACUCGUUAUUUGGUUGAUGCUGUGCUUAUAUCUGGAGCUACUGUAAGCGAAUUUCUGAAAGCAAUGAUUGGAGUAUCCAUAAGUUUUGCGCAGUUAUUUACGUAAUGAUGCAAUUGUCGAUUUCGUUUUGUAUCCACUUUGAGAAAAUCUAAUUAAACAUACUAACAAUAAUAACAUUAAAUAAUAUUUAUUUUCGAUAUCUUUUGAGUUUAAUAUCAAUUAUGGAACAGUUUUUGUCAUUGUUUGUAACCCAUUUUUUGUACAAUAAAUUAUUAAGAGUUUCAACAUGUUUGGAGAAGUGUGUUUCUAUUCACGGAGAGUUUACCGAAAAUGAAUGUCUAAAGAAAUAGGAAUCAGGUUUUGCACAACUCAUCAGAAACAAUCUUAAACUCUGCAUGUUCUUUCUGCAGGUUUUCAGGUUGUUAUUCUAUGAAAUGUUUUGUAUAAAAUGGGUUAUAAACGAUGACAUAAAAGGUCUAUAAAUCAUAGUAUAUUCAAAAGAUAUAAAAAACAAAAGUUAACAUAUAGAAAUACAUAUUAUUUCACAUUGUUAUUGCUAAUAUAAUUUGUUGUUUUAAUAAUAUGGGGUGGGUUGUUGUGCUAACAGUCUAACCGCGUGAUUCUGUUGCUUCUUCACCACGGUAAAAUAAAAUCCCGUACGGUCACAGCCCUACUCACAAAUCAGCGUUACAAAUGAGGACCACUUACAAAUAUGCCACAAAGGCUGAAGGUCUGCUCUGCCAGUGUGCCCGCUGCAAAAGUAAGUGACUGGUCACUGUAUGUCCAUUUUCAUGAAAUGCAUACAAAUAACACGCAGUGUGAUUAUAGUGCUAUAUAUACGCCAAUUUUGCGAGCAUAUGAUACUCCAGUCCUUCACGGAUUUUGGCAUAAUUAUGUAUUGCACGAUAAUCACACUGUGCUAUGUGUAUGCAUUUGAUGAGAAUGGCUGAAGCCUCACCGGAUCAGAU
Messenger RNA from Paramisgurnus dabryanus, 10126 nucleotides. NCBI's taxonomy places the organism in Eukaryota, Metazoa, Chordata, Actinopteri, Cypriniformes, Cobitidae. The record is from RefSeq and is a predicted model, not a curated record.